AUGCAAAGGGCCGGGCCGCCUGUCUUGCUUCCAGGCACCCCGCUUUCCAGGACACUUGGCAUCUCGGCCACAUCCGCGCCAGCCCAGGACUGCGCUAGGAGGCCGCUUCCAUCGGCGCUCCGGGGCUUACGGGGCGGAGCGACAGCAGGGGAUUCCCCGCUUCUCCUCCUCCGGGAAGAGGCACUGCCGCUCUGCGAGGAGAGCAGGGAAGGUCUCCUCCGAACUCUCACCCCCCCCACAAACUACAGUUCCCAGGAUUCUUUGGGCGAAGCCCGGGACUGUUUCAAAGGGGGUUGCCCAAACUUGGGUCGCCUCGCCUGCUGCUUUUGGACUACGAUUCCCAUCACCCCGACCACUGGUACUGGCAGCUAG
Molecule: messenger RNA, 372 nt
Organism: Podarcis lilfordi (Lilford's wall lizard)
Lineage: Eukaryota; Metazoa; Chordata; Lepidosauria; Squamata; Lacertidae
Source: the annotation of a GenBank genome assembly